Peronospora matthiolae is the source of this 192-nucleotide messenger RNA. Lineage: Eukaryota; Oomycota; Peronosporomycetes; Peronosporales; Peronosporaceae. The record is from the annotation of a GenBank genome assembly.
AUGACACGAGUGGAUGGAGGAGGCUGUGAUGGUGGACAGGUGAGCAUGGCAAACCCCGUGGGCGUUUGUUUGCGUGAUUUUUCGGAGAAGUGUGCGCGCGUGUGCGAAGCCUGUCUAGCUCAGCUGGUAGAGCGCAAGACUCUUAAUCUUGUGGUCGUGGGUUCGAGCCCCACGGUGGGCGACUACCAAUGA